CCUCAGGACGCGAACCGCUGGCUUGUUCCUCCCUGACUCAGACUCUGACUCCUCCACAUCUGGCGGGCUGUAAGAAGGUCGCUGAUCCAUCGCUCCGUUCCCACCGGCGCGGCAUGUUCACAUCCACGCCGUCUCGUCACAAGAAGAAAAAGAAGCGGAUUUUAAGCGGUGCUGCGUAAUGUCUGAGGUGCGGAAAUUCACAAAGAGGCUGAGCAAGCCGGGGACGGCCGCGGAAGUCAGACAGAGCGUGUCGGAGGCAGUGAGGACUACCGUGGACCCGGAGCAGCCCAAAAUAAUCGAGCCUCUGGACUACGAAGCGGUGGUGUUUCAGAGGAAAGCCCAGAUCCACAGUGACCCCCACAGAGACCUGCUCCUCUGCCCUGUUGACGAUGUUUCGGAAUCCCAGAUCUCCCGACAGAGGAGGACGGUCUUUCCCUCCGUUCCUCAGAACGCUGAGCAAGAGGCCAGGAGCCUGUUUGCUAAAGAGUGCAUCAAGAUGUACAACACCGACUGGCACGUCAUUAACUACAAAUAUGAGGCUUACUCAGGAGAUUUCCGCAUGCUGCCAAACAAAGGGCUGAAGACAGACAAGCUUCUUGCUCAUGUGUUUGAGAUCGAUGAAGAUGCCAAAGAUGAGGACACGUCGUCGCUGUGCUCCCAGAGGGGAGGCAUGCUGAAGCAGGGCUGGCUGCAGAAAGCCAACAUCAACAGCAGCCUGUCUGUCUCCAUGAGGGUUUUUAAACGGAGGUACUUCUACCUAUCCCAGCUACCUGACGGAUCCUACAUCCUCAACUCCUACAAGGAUGAAAAGAACUGCAAGGAAACCAAAGGCUCCAUCUACCUGGACUCCUGCAUAGAUGUUGUUCAGAGUCCCAAGAUGCGCCGCAAUGGUUUCGAGCUGAAGAUGCAGGACCGCUACAGCCACUUCCUGGCUGCGGACAGCGAGGCAGAGAUGGAGGACUGGGUGGCCACGCUUAGACAGGCUCUGCAGAGCGGCGCUGAGGCCAUCCCCGAUAAGAGGAACGGAGCCGAGCCGACGGACUUUGCCACAGAUGACGACACUGUAAGCCAAGGAAAAGGUGAGGCCCCACAGGAGAACCAGGGGAGGAGUCUACAGAACGAACUGAUGAAGUACAUGAGGGAGACAGACCAGCUCAAUAAGAUCAACAGGAAUGAAGGAAGACAAAAGCUUUUCUCCCUGGACCCUGAAACACAGAGGCUGGACUUCUCGGGCAUUGAGCCAGAUGUGAAGCCGUUCGAGGAGCGUUUUGGCCGCCGCAUCAUGGUCAGCUGCCACGACCUCACCUUCAGCCUCCAGGGCUGCGUUAAUGAAAAGGCUGAUGGUGUCCUGACAAACGUGGAGCCGUUCUUCAUCUGCCUUUCCCUCUUCGACCUGUCCAAAAACUGUAAGAUCUCGGCCGACUUCCACGUGGACCUGAACCCGCCGUGUGUCCGGGAGAUGCUGAUCGAUCCUUCCGGUCAGCUGACUCCGUCGUCUGACUCUGAGGGUGCAGAUGGAAGAUCUGGUGAUGGGGGAGGAGGGGUGAUGGUGAAUGGAGACUAUGGGAGAGGGAACGGCCUUCCUGUUGUGCAAAGGGUAUCAGAAGCUCUGCUCCGCUUCCCAACGCAGGGCAUUUUUUCAGUCACCAACCCUCAUUCUGAUAUCUUCCUGGUGGCUCGUGUGGAAAAGGUGCUGCAGAAUGGGAUCACCCACUGCGCUGAGCCUUACAUCAAAACCUCUGACAUCAACAAGACGGCCCAGAAGGUCCUCAAAGGUGCUAAACAGACCUGCCAUCGCCUGGGCCAGUACAGGAUGCCUUUCGCCUGGGCUGCCAAGCAGGUGUUUAAAGAUGCUCAGGGCAGCCUGGACAUGGAUGGGAAGUUUUCUCCGCUCUAUCGCCAGGACAGCAGCAGAAUCUCCACAGAUGACCUCCUCAAACUGCUGGCCGACAUCAGAAGACCUGAGAAGAGCAAACUUCAGAUCAUUCCAGGACAGCUGAAUGUGACCAUUGAAUGUGUGCCACCCGAUUUCUCAAAUACCGUGACAUCUUCCUACAUCCCCAUCAAACCCUUCGAGGACGGCUGUGAACGUGUUUCUGUUGAGAUCGAGGAGUUCCUCCCAGUUGAGGCCAAGUACAAAUACCCUUUCACCGUCUACAAGAACCAGCUCUACAUCUACCCCCUCCAACUCAAAUAUGACAACCAGAAGAGCUUCACUAAGGCUAGAAACAUUGCUGUCUGCAUGCAGUUCAAAGAUUCAGAUGAAGAAAACUCUGUCCCUUUAAAGUGCAUCUACGGCAAGCCGGGAGACUCUCUCUUCACUAGCAGCGCCUAUGCAGCCGUCCUGCACCACAACCAGAGCCCAGAGUUCUAUGAUGAGGUUAAAAUCGAGCUGCCCGUCCAUGUGCAUGAGAAACACCACAUUCUGUUCACCUUUUACCACAUGAGCUGUGAGUCCAGCAGUAAGGCGAGCAGCAAAAAGAAAGAAGGAGUGGAGACAUUGGUGGGCUACUCCUGGAUGCCUCUGCUCAAAGAUGGGAGGAUGCAGUCAUCUGAGAUCCAGUUACCUGUAGCCGCUACUCUACCUGCUGGAUAUAUGGGUCAAGACAGCAGAAAGUCCCAGCCAGAUAUCAAGUGGGUGGAAAAUGCCAAGCCAUUGUUUAAAGUAAAGACCAACGUAGCAUCGACGAUAUAUCCUCAGGACCUCCAUCUGCAUAAAUUCUUCCAGCACUGCCAACUGAUGAAGACCACAUCAAAUGGUAACCCAGCAGAACUCAUCAAGUACCUGAAGUGCCUACAUGCUGUGGAGACUCAUGUUAUCAUCACCUUCCUCCCAACGGUGCUGAUGCAGCUGUUUGAGGUGCUCACAACCGCUACCAAAGAAGCCCAUGAGAUUGCUGUCAACUCUCUGCGUGUAAUUAUACAUAUAGUGUCCAAAUGUCAUGAGGAGGGACUGGAACACUACCUUCGCUCCUUCGUUAAGUAUGUCUUUGUGACAAACGCUCCGGCAGCAGGAACCUCGGCGACCACUCAUGAGGUGCUGGCCACUGCUGUUACAACCACCCUUAAGCAAACUGCGGAUUUCAACACCAGCAAUAAACUCCUAAAGUAUUCAUGGUUCUUCUUUGAAACCAUGGCAAAAUCCAUGGCCCAGUACCUGCAAGAGGGGAACCGCAUAAAGAUGCCACGGUCCCAACGCUUCCCUGACAGUUUUCACCAGGCGCUCCAAUCCCUGGUGUUGUCAAUCAUGCCUCACAUCACCAUCCGCCACAUGGAAAUCCCAGAGGAAGCGAGAUGCAUCAACUUGAGCCUGGCCAGUUUGAUUAAGAGGUGCCUGACGUUCAUGAACAGAGGCUUUGCGUUCGGCCUGGUCAACCACUACAUGUGCCACUUCGGUCUGAAAGAUCCAAAGGUGUUGACAGAAAUGAAGUUUGAGUUCCUCAUGGCCGUGUGUAACCACGAGCACUUCAUCCCGCUGAACCUGCCCAUGGCGUUUGGCCGAACCAAACUUCAGAGAGUGCAAGAACAGAGUCUGGAGUUCAGCCUGACAGAGGAAUACUGCAGGAAUCACUUCCUGGUUGGUCUCUUGAUGAGAGAAAUAGCUGAGGCCUUGCAGCAGGGACCUGAGGUCAGACAGCUGGCCGUGAGCAUUCUCAAGAACCUCCUCAUUAAACAUGCCAUGGAUGACCGCUACACGGCCUUCAAGAACCAACAGGCAAGGAUCUGCAUGCUGUACCUGCCACUUUAUGAGCUGCUCUACCAGAACCUGAAGCAGCUGUCAGCUCAGCCACAGAUGUCAGGUCUUGGACUUGCUCUUAAUGGCUCCCGAGACGACCUGAUAUCAUCGGCCUCCUCAGACAGCAGGAGAAUCAGCACUGCCAUUGAUAAAGACCACGGUCUUUCGGCUCUGAAUGGUCAGGCGGUGAGGAGAGAGGACUCCAGAGGCUCUCUGUUUAUGGAUUCGGGAACAUCAGACAACCUUGAGGUUAUCAAGAAUGGAAUCAUUGCAUUCUGUGCCUCUACAGCAGAGCUGCUGCCCUCUGUGGUUGAAGUGAUUGAUAAUAUCUGUGUUUGCUUUCAGCUUCAGCGUCGUGGCUCCACAAUGAGCAGUAGCGCCGGUGCUCCUGUUGGCAGACUAGGGCUCUAUGAAAUCAAGGGCCUCCUGUUCUCUUUCCUGCACAUUGUCAAAACUUUGUCAGAGGAAACUCUGACAGCCUACUGGAGCAAAAUCAACCCUCAGGACAUUAUGAAUUUCCUCAGCUUGCUCGAGACUUGUAUUAUCCAACUUCAGUACAUUGGCAAGAGAAACAUAAGCAGGAACCAGGACAUAUGUGUGUCAAAGCUCUUCUCUUCGGACAGGAAGUCUCAGACGAUGCCAGCCAUGCGUUAUAACCGUGCUAGCCUGAUGCAGAACAAGAUUCACCAGUUCAGCACCAUGGACACCUCUCUCACCCUCAACAUAGGAACGGGUCCCACGGAAGCAGAGGUCCAUCAUCAGGCUCUGCUGGAGGGUAACAUCUCCACCGAGGUGUGCCUGAGCAUCCUGGACGUCCUCUCUCUUUUCACUCAGUGUUUUAAGACCCAGCUGCUGGACAGCGAUGGUCACAACCCGCUGAUGAGGAAAGUGUUCGAUGUCUACCUGACCUUCCUUAAAGUGGGCCAGUCUGAGGCUGCAAUCAGACACGUCUUUGCUGUACUCCGAGGUUUCAUCAGCAAGUUCCCGUCUGUGCUGUUUAAAGGCCGUGUGACACUGUGCGAGGACCUGUGCUGCGAGGUGCUCAAAUGCUGCGUAUCCAAGCUCGCUGCCCUGAGGGCCGAGGCAUCAGCGCUGCUGUAUCUGCUGAUGAGAAACAAUUACGAGUACACAAAGAGAAAGACCUUCCUGCGCACACACCUGCAGAUUAUCAUCGCAGUGAGUCAGCUGAUCUCUGACGUGGCGCUCACGGGCAGCUCCCGUUUCCAGGAGUCCCUUUCCAUCAUCAACAAUUUUGCAAACAGCGAUAAGGCCAUGAAGUCCACAGCAUUCCCCUCAGAAGUAAAGGGUUUGACCAUGCGGAUACGGACGGUGCUGAUGGCCACAGCUCAGAUGAGAGAGCAUGAGAAAGACCCCGAGAUGCUUCUGGACCUCCAGUACAGCCUGGCCCGCUCCUACGCCAGCACGCCUGAGCUGCGACGCACCUGGCUGGACAGCAUGGCCCGAGCACACCUGAAGAAUGGAGACUUGUCUGAGGCUGCCAUGUGCUACGUUCAUGUGGCUGCACUUGUUGCGGAAUAUCUGCACAGGAAAAAGUUGUUCCCUUGCGGUCUGACUGCUUUUAAGAAGGUCACCUCUAACAUCGACGAGGAAGCUGCAAUGAAAGAGGACACAGGAAUACAGGACGUCUACUACACUGAGGAAGUCUUGGUGGAGCACCUUGAAGUCUGUGUGGAGGCCUUGUGGAAAGCCGAACGCUACGAGCUCAUCACGCACAUCGCCAAGCUUAUAAUCCCCAUCUAUGAGAAACGUCAUGAGUAUGAAAAACUGAGUCGGCUGUAUGACACUCUUCACAGAGCCUACAACAAAAUCAUGGAGGUGAUCCAAUCGGGCCGAAGGCUGCUUGGGACAUAUUUCCGAGUUGCUUUUUAUGGGCAGGGCUUCUUUGAGGAAGAGGAUGGAAAGGAGUACAUCUACAAAGAGCCCAAACUCACCGGCCUUUCAGAGAUCUCACAGCGGCUGCUAACCCUCUACGGGGACAAGUUUGGUCAAGAAAACGUCAAAAUCAUCCAAGACUCAAACAAGGUGAACCCCAAAGAGCUGGACUCCAGGUUCGCCUAUGUCCAGGUGACAUUCGUCAAGCCCUACUUCGAUGAGAAGGAGGCACCAGAGAAGAAGACAGACUUUGAGAAGUGCCACAACAUCAAUCGCUUUGUGUUCGAGACACCGUACACGCUGUCGGGAAAGAAACAUGGUGGCGUAGAGGAGCAAUGCAAAAGGAGGAUCAUCCUCACAACUGUCAACACUUUCCCGUACGUGAAGAAGCGCAUCGAGGUGGCGGGGGAGAGGCAGGUGGAGCUGAAGCCCGUAGACGUAGCCAUCGAUGAGAUGAAGGCGCGGACAGCGGAGCUGACCAAGCUGUGCUCCAGCCAGGAAGUGGACAUGAUCCAGCUGCAGCUCAAGCUGCAGGGCUGUGUCUCCGUCCAGGUGAACGCAGGCCCUAUGGCGUAUGCCAGGGCGUUCCUGGAUGAGAGCAAAUCCAACUCAUCCGGCAGUAAGAAAGUCAAAGAGCUUAAGGAGGUUUUCAGACGUUUUGUCGAAGCGUGCAGCGUGGCGCUAGACAUUAACGAAAGAAUCAUUAAGGAGGACCAGUUCGAGUAUCACGAGGGCCUGAAGUCUAACUUCAAGGAUAUGGUGAAAGAACUGUCUGACAUCAUCCAUGAACAGAUCUACCAGGAGGACAUGAUGCGAUCGCUUCUUCAGAACUCUCUCCACGUGUUUCACGCCAUCAGUGGGAUGUCCACAGACCUGAGCUGACCUCAAGAACCGCCACUCUUUUUCCAACACCCACCACUUGUAAUGUUUAUCUACCCCACCCCUGGCAAGGAUGCCAUCUGCCUAUCUGCUGCAUCUCUGCCUGAUAUGCAGAGGAAUUUUGGAGAAAAAAAAUUGCAUGGACUGAAUAUUCCCUUCACAGGAGCAGUAUUUUUCAGAAUGUAUUAAAAAAUCUGGGUUAAAUGUGUGCAUGUUGGAUAAAGCUGAGGAAUUCCUGACCUUUUUUUUGUUGUGCUUCCUCAUUGAAGCUAUUCUACGCAAUGUCUUUGCUGAGAUGCCCUGAGGACCUAUGCAGAAUCUCUCUAUCUCUAUGUUUCUUUACUCUUUCUCUCUCUUUCAGUCUCUCAUGGACUUUUCCAUAGGCGGCAACUUUUUUACCGCAUCGUUUAGCUGCACUUCACCAUUUCCUUUCAUCCCACAUUGAAUAACAACCAGGUUUGUUGUGACAGGCAGCAAAACCGAAAGCAUCACGAUGUUAUGCAAAGCGCUAGGUUUUUUUAAUGUGGCAGUGCAUUCCAGGUUAGAAGGAUAAGUCACGUACAGAGGGAAAAAGGCUUGCAAUGUCUUAAAUUUAUACCCUUUGAAGUUUAUCACUUUUUUUGACAUUGUAACUACAAACUUGCUGGUGUUAUACCUCUGAAAAGUGGUGACAGAUGUUAGGCCUUUAGGGACAGUCUUUACUAGCUUUGUUUACUUGGUUCUUUGCAAAGAAGCUCAGUCAGGUUGUAUGGAGGUCAGUUUUCUGCCACACAGUAUUUUAGAUGUAUCCCUGAAACUUCAUUUCUAGUCCCAUCAAAUCCUAUUCUAUUUUUCAGAAGCUAUAAACAGGACUUAAUUAAUGGAUCAUGCCGCUAAUGUGCAACCUGUCCACAGUUUCUCCCUCUGAGCUGUGGAUCCACUGCAGCUCCCCCAGAGUUACCCUUCCCUGCCUUUUGUAGCCGUGCCAUACGGCAGAGUUCAAAACUCAGGAUAUUGUUUUAUAGCCUCAGAUUUUUCCUACAAUUCAUUUCUGUCCUCUCUGCUGUGGUCUUCGGUUUUCGUGAUGCUGUUUAUUUUCUCCGAUGUUCUCUUCAAAAAGUUCUUAAGCUUUCACAGAACAGCUGGAUUAAUACACAUAGAUGGACUCCCUUUACUAGGUAGAGGAUUUCUGAAGAUAAUGAAUUGCACUGGAUGUUAUGCUGGCUGUAUCAGGCUAAUCACAGCAGAUUUGUAAUUGUUGGUUAAACAAAACUUAUCUUUUCACCAUUACACCUUUCAAAUAAAAUAAAUCAACCUUCUAGGCUGUUACAUGACAAAUGUGGGAAAAAUAAAGCAGUAAAAGUUAUUCUGUAAGGCACUGUAUAGGGAGCAUAAAGGGUGGAACGAUAUUGGGAGUGAAAUGUAGGAGAUUAAAGAAUUGUGGCUGAUCAAAACGAAUUUUGGUUCUUUUAAAAGACAAACUAUGCUAUAAUUAUUUUUUAAUGCAAGGCAAUAAAUAGAGACGAAUGAAAAAAAAAAAAGCAGAACUUUAAUUAUUUUAAACAUUCUUUCCCUUUGAAAUCAGGACUAUGCACAGCAAUAAGCUGUGUGCUAACAUUUACUCAACUAAUAAGUAAAUAAAUAGUUCUUCUACUCUGGGUUUAGAUCCAGUGCCUUCAAACUCUGCCUUCUGGAAAAAAAAAUCUAAAUAAAACCGUGUCUAUCUCAGCUAAUAUAAACCAUCACAAGUCAGUAAUUUAAAUCAUUUCACAAGUGCUACACUGAAACGAGGAGAGAGAUGAAUAUUUAAGCUGAUGUGUACAUAAUUUGUUGACAUGAUGUAAAUUAGAUUUGUGUAUUCAUAUAUGUAUGUAUGUACCAUAUUUUGUAGGUCAGUCCAAAAUCUGUCUUAGCAAUUUUUCUUUUUUUUAAUCUUUUAGUUUUAUUUCAUUAUCUACAAAGGUGCAGCCGCUUGUCAAACUUACUUUGUAAGGCUUUUUUCCCAAUAAAACCUGAAAGAGAAA
Cyprinodon tularosa is the source of this 8511-nucleotide messenger RNA. RefSeq names its product dedicator of cytokinesis 11 (gene dock11). Gene Ontology annotation, biological process: small GTPase-mediated signal transduction; positive regulation of GTPase activity; positive regulation of filopodium assembly. The record is from RefSeq and is a predicted model, not a curated record. Gene Ontology annotation, molecular function: guanyl-nucleotide exchange factor activity. NCBI's taxonomy places the organism in Eukaryota, Metazoa, Chordata, Actinopteri, Cyprinodontiformes, Cyprinodontidae. Bases 179 to 6511 code for a protein of 2110 amino acids. The transcript has 54 exons.